AUGGAGCAACUAUGUGCUCUCUCCUCGCACAACCCGCGGUGCUUUGCUUCUAAACCUCAGCCUCAAUCUCAACCCCAACCUCAACCCCAACCAGAGACGGCCUCUCAAUCCGCUGCGAGACUACUAUUUAAAUCACACUGGAAACUGAACACAGAGUCAUCCCGCGAGGAGCCCAGAUUACGGAGGGUGCUGGGCCAUGUAUCAGUCUACGACCGAACACGGACCUUCACAAACCAAACACAGCAGACACAUCAGCCAGCUGCGGCAGAAACAACAAGACCCGAAUCAAACGAGCUCUCGGAAUACAUCCAACACCAAGUACCUUCGUUCAAGGAAUUCCAGGCCGCGCUCGAAGCCCAAUUGGCGACGAUUGCACAGAUCAGAGCCGCGGCGGCACAAUACAGCAAUGCUGAGGAGUAUGGCAGUGACGAAGAAGAUGACAGCGACUAUGACAGCUGCGACGGCGAAUGGUCUGACAACGAGGACACCUCAGCCGAAAGCGACGACAGCAGCUGCACCGACUACGAGAGCGAGGGCCAACGGUCCGAGUGCUCCAGUCCCACCUUCGACUCGGUGCACGCCAAGUAUGACACGCAGGACCAAGAGGAAGAUAUAUGGGCCAUUCGCCCUCUGAUACCCCUUGUCAGCACCCGCUCCGCAGCAGCUUCGGCUACGGGGUAG
Fonsecaea monophora is the source of this 681-nucleotide messenger RNA. RefSeq lists its product as hypothetical. The transcript has a single exon. Bases 1 to 681 code for a protein of 226 amino acids. The record is from RefSeq and is a predicted model, not a curated record. Lineage: Eukaryota; Fungi; Ascomycota; Eurotiomycetes; Chaetothyriales; Herpotrichiellaceae.